ACCCAUUUUACAGUGGUUUGUAUUGCAACAACACUGUUAUUUGUGUUAGUUUUGUGUGCAUUGUUAUCCACUCCCCUUGACGCACCAAUUCAGUGCAUUUUCCAGCAGGGAUCAUUGUGAGAUUGCAGGUUGAGAGAAUGACAGCUCGAGUGUACUGCUCGUUGAUCGCCGUUUUGUGUGUUUCUGGAUACUUGAGCAUAACAGAUGCUACUCAAGGACAAACUGCAGCAAAGCCAGGAGAGUGUCCAUCCCAAACAUCUGGAACCUUGUGUACCAAGUCCUGUAACAGUGACUCUAACUGUCCCGACAAUGAGAAGUGCUGCAGCAAUGGAUGUGGAAGUUACUGUACGGCUCCUUAUACAGUGAAGCCGGGUCAAUGUCCCAAACCGAAGAGCGUUCCAGAAUGUGCUGAAAGCUGUUUCCAUGAUGGCCAGUGUCCUGCCACACAGAAAUGUUGCCCAACCACCUGUGGCCAUGUAUGUAGUGAACUCAUUGGUCAGGAAAGUGAUCAGGAAAGUGAUCAGGGAAGCGGUUCUGGUCAGGGAAGCGGUUACGGACAGGGUCAGGGAAGUGGUCAGGGAAGCGGAUAUGGUCAGGGAAGCGGUUACGGACAGGGUCAGGGAAGUGGUCAGGGAAGCGGUUAUGGUCAGGGAAGUGGUUAUGGUCAGGGAAGCGGUUACGGACAGGGCCAGGGAAGUGGUCAGGGAAGCGGUUACGGACAGGGUCAGGGAAGUGGUCAGGGAAGCGGAUAUGGUCAGGGAAGUGGUUAUGGUCAGGGAAGCGGUUACGGACAGGGCCAGGGAAGUGGUCAGGGAAGCGGUUACGGACAGGGUCAGGGAAGUGGUUAUGGUCAGGGAAGCGGUUAUGGACAGGGUCAGGGAAGUGGUCAGGGAAGCGGUUACGGACAGGGUCAGGGAAGUGGUCAGGGAAGCGGUUCAGGUCAGGGAAGCGGUUACGGACAGGGUCAGGGAAGCGGUUAUGGUCAGGGAAGCGGUUAUGGUCAGGGAAGCGGUUACGGACAGGGUCAGGGAAGCGGUUAUGGUCAGGGAAGCGGUUAUGGACAGGGCCAGGGAAGUGGUCAGGGAAGCGGUUAUGGUCAGGGAAGCGGUUAUGGUCAGGGUCAGGGAAGCGGUUAUGGUCAGGGAAGCGGUUAUGGACAGGGCCAGGGAAGUGGUUAUGGUCAGGGAAGCGGUUAUGGUCAGGGAAGUGGUUACGGACAGGGUCAGGGAAGUGGUUAUGGUCAGGGAAGCGGUUACGGACAGGGCCAGGGAAGUGGCCAGGGAAGUGGUUAUGGUCAGGGAAGCGGUCAAGGCCAGGGUAGCGGCCAGGGAAGCGGUCAAGGCCAGGGAAGCGGACAAGGCCAGGGUAGCGGCCAGGGAAGCGGUCAGGGCCAGGGUAGUGGCCAGGGUAGUGGCCAGGGAAGCGGUCAAGGCCAGGGAUGUGAUCGCAGACGUGGUCAUGGUCAGGGAUGUGUUCGGGGACGUGGUCAUUGAAAUGGUCAUGGGUGUUUUGCAUGAUGCUUACUGGAUCUUUUCAAUUCAGUGCUUUAUUCAUAUGGCAUUUUCCCUGUUUUCUUAAACCAUUUAAAGAUUUCCUGUCUGCCCC
Molecule: messenger RNA, 1605 nt
Organism: Cyprinus carpio (common carp)
Lineage: Eukaryota; Metazoa; Chordata; Actinopteri; Cypriniformes; Cyprinidae
Product: fibroin heavy chain-like
Exons: 6
Coding region: 138-1493 (451 amino acids)
Cellular component (GO): extracellular region
Molecular function (GO): peptidase inhibitor activity
Source: RefSeq, a predicted model, not a curated record